AUGCGUGCCCUCCAGGAAGGCACACUGGAGAAGAUGGUGGUGUCCAUGGUACCAGCUUUCCCGAGUGGAAAAAUUCCCCACAUCCCCACCUUCAUGUCCACCCACCAGGCCUUCUCCAGAGCCCAGCUGUUCCUGGACCAGCUGUUAACUAGGUGCUGCCCACCAUCUAUCAGAUCUGAUGCCAUUCAGGUGUUCUCUACAUCUGGAAAUAUGCAGUCAUAUAAUAACCAGGGUGACACACCCCAGGACCAAUUGAAAAAGGCCGUAGCUUCUGUGAUGGGAGCCUGGCCGGACCAGAUACAAUAUUUCGGCCGGCCCCUGCUUCUCCCCUGGUUCACCCUGAAGCAGGCCCUCGUGCAGGGCCACCUCCCUGCCUCACACCCGCUGGGCCACGUGCUCAGCCUCUGGGUGGAGCUGGAGCAUCUGGAGCCCACGGAGGCAGAGCUGGAAGCUGCUCCAGAGGCUCCCCCAGAGCCCCAGCGCGCUCCAGAGCCCGAGGAGGGGCCUGCCCAGGGGCCCGUGCCCGGUCCCGCUGUGCCAGAGCUAUUCAAGAGGGUGCUGCCCCACCAGUGCCUGGGCUCCGUCUGGUCCCAGAGAAACAAGCCUGGCAAAAAACACCUGGCCUCCACCGUCCAUGCCACCAUCACACAGUUUAAUAAUGUGGCCACCUGUGUGAUCACCACCUGCCUUGGGGACACUAGCAUGAGGGCCCGGGACAGGGCCAAAGUGGUGGAGCACUGGAUCAAGGUGGCCAAGAAGCGGCCCUCCAGGUUUGCCACUCUGCUGCGGACCCUCCGGGGAACUCGGAAGAGGCCGCACAAGAAGUGUGUUCCCUUCCUUGGCAAAUUUCUAACUGACCUGGAAAUGCUGGACACUAAGUUGGAAGAUUAUCUGGAGGGGAACCAGAUCAACCUGGAGAAAAAGGAGAAGGAACAGAGAGUCAUGGAGAAGAUAGUGCGGCUGCAGGAAGCUGCCAACAUGUAUGAAAUAGAGCCCGAGGAGCAAUUCAGGGCCUGGUUCUGGGCCCUGGAGCGGCUCAGCGAGAAGGAGAGGUGA
This is a messenger RNA of Molossus molossus (Pallas's mastiff bat), 1056 nucleotides long. Its product is annotated as ral guanine nucleotide dissociation stimulator-like. Gene Ontology annotation, biological process: Ras protein signal transduction; positive regulation of GTPase activity. NCBI's taxonomy places the organism in Eukaryota, Metazoa, Chordata, Mammalia, Chiroptera, Molossidae. The record is from RefSeq and is a predicted model, not a curated record. The transcript is spliced from 9 exons. Bases 1 to 1056 code for a protein of 351 amino acids. Gene Ontology annotation, cellular component: plasma membrane. Gene Ontology annotation, molecular function: guanyl-nucleotide exchange factor activity.